Molecule: messenger RNA, 1153 nt
Organism: Boleophthalmus pectinirostris (great blue-spotted mudskipper)
Lineage: Eukaryota; Metazoa; Chordata; Actinopteri; Gobiiformes; Gobiidae
Product: LIM/homeobox protein Lhx8-like
Biological process (GO): forebrain neuron development; regulation of transcription by RNA polymerase II; neuron differentiation
Cellular component (GO): nucleus
Molecular function (GO): RNA polymerase II transcription regulatory region sequence-specific DNA binding; DNA-binding transcription factor activity, RNA polymerase II-specific
Source: RefSeq, a predicted model, not a curated record
GCCAAACAGAGCAGAGGAGCGCUAGAGAAUCUGACUUUCCUUGAACGCAACUUUUGGGGAGCUUUUACGUACUCUGGAAUAUAGAAAUGCGCUGGAAAAACGAAGUGAAAGUUGAAUGUUGCACUGUUAGCCCGAAUGAAAACGAGACUAUUUUGUCCACCGAGGAGAGACGUCGCGCUGCGUUUGAUUGACAGGUGAAAUUGGCGUGUUGCUGAAUCACACAACUCGAGGACAUAAUGCACAUAGGAUAAGUAUGAGUUCAAGUGUUGUCUGUUUGUGUACGUAAUGACUACUUCUCUUUUAAAUGUCAUUUUGGUAAUCGCCGGCGUUGUCAUGGUGAAAAGUGAAAGGCAUGAUAUUUAUGGGACGGAGCAGGGGGCAUUUAAGGCGGCUGCGACAGUCUGACCCACCGACCGUCAUGUGCGAGGACUGCAAAGGCGGAGAGGACCUGCUGGCCAAGUGCGCAGAAGAGGGAGACAUCAUGGGCGCUCCUCUGGAAGUUUUGGAUGAAGACGCGUCAUCCCUUCAGGCCAUGACUUCUGCUCCUCUGUUGGGCAGGACCGUGUGCGCGAGCUGUAACGAAGAAAUAGUGGAUAAAUAUUUGCUCAAGGUGAACGACUUGUGCUGGCACGUGCGCUGUCUCUCGUGCAGCGUGUGCCAAACUUCACUUGGCAGCCACAGCAGCUGCUACAUCAAAGAGAAAGAGGUCUUCUGUAAACUGGAUUACUUCAGAAGGUACGGCACUUGGUGCGCGUGCUGCGGCCGGAAUAUCCAUGCCACUGACUGGGUCCGUCGCGCCAAGGGCAACGUGUACCACCUGGCGUGUUUUGCGUGUUUUUCCUGUAAAAGACAACUGUCCACGGGAGAGGAGUUUGCGCUCGUGGAGGAAAAGGUGCUCUGUCGCGUGCACUAUGACUGCAUGUUGGAUAACCUCAAGCGCGCCGUGGAGAAAGGAAGCAGUGUGAACAUGGAGGGAGCAGUGCCGACUGAACAAGAGCUAAACCAACCCAAACCCUCAAAAAGGGCUCGCACAAGCUUCACUGCAGACCAGCUGCAGGUGAUGCAGGCCCAGUUUGCUCAGGACAACAACCCAGAUGCUCAGACGCUGCAGAAGCUGGCGGAGCAGACCGGCCUCAGCAGAAGAGUCAUACAG